AUUGAUCACAGAUAUGGAUCACAUAGCAGCACUUGAACAGCAAAUGGUAUCAGAGAGAUUGAGAAGGAAGCUUGACGAAGUCAAUACAUCUGCACAGACCCAUCUCUCUCCUGUCCAAGACCACAUCAAUUUCACUCUUCAGCAAGCAUACUUCAAAUGUGCAUAUGAAUGCUUUGAUAGGAGAAGAAAGCAAGAAGAGAUUGGCAAUUGUGUUGAACAUUGCAGCGUCCCAGUUCUUAAAGCUCAGCAACAAUUUGAGAACGAGAUGAGCAAAUUUCAAGAAAGGUUGAAUAGGUCUUUGAUGGUCUGCCAGGACAAGUUUGAGGCAGCUAAGCUCCAACAGGUUGGAUCUGAAGCUGUGAAUGCUCUGGAGUCAUGUGUUGACCAGUCAAUCCAAGAUAACAUCAAGGCCCUACCACAUCUGGUUGGAAGAUUGAAAACAUCUCUCGCCAUCAGUGAUUAAACUAAAUGCAUGUUGGCGCAAUAAUUUUUCAAUCUUUUUGUAGUUACCAAAUUCCUGGUGUAGUGACGAAAAUUGGCAGACCAUAGAGCUAAUGCUGUGCUGUGUCUUUAACGAUGGAGAGACUGGAAGAUAUAACUAGUCAUAUAUUUUAACACCUGCUUAGUGCUUACCAAAUUGAUGUCAACUCUGAGUUUAAGGAAUUGAGAUAUUGCCUGCUGACACCGGAAGGCAGUAAUAGUACUUGUUCACUUGAGCAAAUUGUUUUGGAAAAUUCAAAAAUAAAAGAAUACCUAUUUGAUAUGCA
Hevea brasiliensis (rubber tree) is the source of this 767-nucleotide messenger RNA. RefSeq lists its product as uncharacterized. NCBI's taxonomy places the organism in Eukaryota, Viridiplantae, Streptophyta, Magnoliopsida, Malpighiales, Euphorbiaceae. Gene Ontology annotation, cellular component: cytoplasm. The record is from RefSeq and is a predicted model, not a curated record. The transcript has 3 exons. The coding region runs from base 14 to 463 and encodes 149 amino acids.